AUGAGUUUGUCAGCAACAGCUCUGCAAACUAUGCAAAGUGUGGGGACCAAGAUAUAUGUUGGCAAUUUGCCGGAUAGAGCACAACCUGAAGAAAUUAAAAAGCAUUUCUCUAAAAUUGGCAACGUUGUUAAUAUGGAGCUCAAGGGGAAUUACGGAUUUAUUGAAUUUGAAGAACGUCGGAUGUGCGAUGAGGCAAUCACUCAACUUCAUGGUUCCGAGUUUCAAGGCUCACAAUUGCGUGUAGAAUAUGCAUACGGCGAGACCAAGACUAGCGUCUAUAAGUAUAGGGCAACGGAUAUAUGUUUCAAAUGCGGUCAAGUUGGACAUUGGGCACGUGAAUGUACUAGUUCAUUUACCAAUGGGCGUGGAUUAAAUACUCGUAAAACCAAUAAUCGUUACGAUGAUCGUCGAAUAACCGAUACUUUCAUAAGAGAACCUUACAACCUAAGAGAUGGACGAAGCAAAUAUGAUCGUGGCGAUGAAAGAUACCUACCUCCUCCAACUCUUGAUCGUAACUAUGACCGUCUUCCAUAUGAUCGGUAUGCAAGAGAAUCUGAGUUAGAUUAUAGAAGAGAAUAUCGUGGCACUUAUGAUAGAGGAGGCUAUGAGAGAGAGCGAGAUAGGCCUUACGAUCGAACUUAUACUGAUCGUAAUUAUGAGCGUUAUAGUCGGGAUCCAUACGACCGUGUUUAUUAUCCUCCCCCAAGAGAUGGCUAUGAAAGAGAAGGUUAUGAACGUAGACCUUUGCCUCCACCAGAUGUUGCUCCUUAUCCUGCUCGAGGAAAAACUGGAUCCCCACUACCACCCCGUCGUCCAAGUUACGAACGUCCAGGUAUAAGAGAAGCGCCACUCCCAUCAUAUCGUGGUCGUUCUCCCUCACCACCACCUCGUUUUACUGACAAUUUAUUCGCACCUCCUCCCCCUUCAUUGAGACCAUUAUCUCCUCGUGCAGGUUUAUAUAGACGUCGAUCUAUGAGUCCAUUAAGAAGUGGUAGAGGCCCUCUUCCAUAUACUGGACGUCCGAGGUCGCCUAGUCCUAUAGGUAGACCAUUACCUCCAAGACGUGACGGUGGUGCUGGUGGUCCUGGAACUCCAACAACUCCUUCUAGGCGUUAA
Molecule: messenger RNA, 1116 nt
Organism: Ambispora leptoticha
Lineage: Eukaryota; Fungi; Glomeromycota; Glomeromycetes; Archaeosporales; Ambisporaceae
Source: the annotation of a GenBank genome assembly